This is a messenger RNA of Mastomys coucha (southern multimammate mouse), 1678 nucleotides long. RefSeq names its product glutathione S-transferase theta-2. Gene Ontology annotation, molecular function: glutathione transferase activity. The record is from RefSeq and is a predicted model, not a curated record. Gene Ontology annotation, cellular component: cytoplasm. NCBI's taxonomy places the organism in Eukaryota, Metazoa, Chordata, Mammalia, Rodentia, Muridae. The transcript is spliced from 6 exons. The coding region runs from base 909 to 1643 and encodes 244 amino acids. Gene Ontology annotation, biological process: glutathione metabolic process.
GUAAAAGCCAGCUUUCCUCCAGUUCAUAUACAUCUUCAUAUACAUAGAACAUUGGGUGUGCGGGGGUGACCUGAGAUGAGUCCAUUCAAUUGUUCACAGUGUCUUCUUUCACAUCUGUAUGGCUCUGUGCUUCAGGUGGCGUGGGCGUGCCCUCUGCUGCAGAGUCACACACCCCACCCCUCUCAAGUUUGAAGAGUAGAAGAGCCCACCCGCAUACUGACGGCGGCGCUUUCCUUUAUCCCCGACCAACACAUCAUCGUGAGCAGAGAGACCCUUACGGUGUGCAUUGCUUCAAGGCUUCUUGUAAUUUUGCUUCCUCCUCCAGACCGGAAGCCACAGUUCCCGUGGCAGGAAUAUAAAAGCUGUGUUCUGAUGAUAAUCAAGCCCGGAUUGCAUACAUUCUGAUUUUCUUGCGCUUUCAUCUGUUCCUGAGUUUGUCUUCAUUUUUAACAGCAAAAUUCCUUGCAACCUGUGGCAAGCCUCACCCAUUAAAGGAGGAUAUGCCAGCGAUCAGCCUCUAAGAUCCCCUCCCGAAGAAACCGAGAGCUGGGAGCUGAGCGGUCCGGUUCCCUGCAAACGACUACGUCCACAGAGCUCUCUGGGUUGGGUCCAGUAGAGCCGAGUUAGGCUUAUUUCCGGGUCCGGGUGAGACUAAGGUCCUGGGCUGGAUUCCUGGCUCCACUGCACCCUGGAGGAAAUCACGCCUGUCCAUCUGAAUGCGCGCGCACCUCAGCCCUGUUUCUUUUUCGUGCAAAGUCCUCCAAAGCGGCUACCUCCCCGAGAUCAGCAGGUGUCAGCUAUCCAGAAGGGGGAAAUCGUUUGGCCUGGCCAACUGAGGCUGUGCUGGACCCCAACCUUGCUACUGUUGUCGAACGCAGCAGUCCACACCGUCUUGAGUCACUAACGCUAUGGGCUUGGAGCUCUACCUGGACCUGCUGUCGCAGCCCAGCCGCGCAGUCUACAUCUUCGCCAAGAAGAAUGGCAUCCCCUUCCAGAUGCGUACCGUGGAUAUACUCAAAGGGCAGCACUUGAGCGAGCAAUUCUCCCAGGUGAACUGCUUAAAGAAAGUUCCUGUCCUCAAAGACGGAAGCUUCGUGUUGACCGAAAGCUCAGCCAUCUUGAUUUACCUGAGUUCUAAGUACCAGGUGGCGGACCACUGGUACCCGGCUGACCUACAGGCCCGUGCCCAAGUCCACGAAUACCUAGGCUGGCAUGCCGACAACAUCCGUGGCACCUUUGGAGUGCUCCUGUGGAGCAAGGUGUUGGGGCCACUCAUUGGGGUCCAGGUUCCCGAGGAGAAAAUGGAACGGAACAGAAAUAGUAUCGUCCUGGCUCUGCAACGUCUGGAGGACAAGUUCCUCAGGGACAGGGCCUUCCUUGCUGGCCAGCAGGUGACCCUAGCGGAUCUCAUGUCUCUGGAGGAGUUGAUGCAGCCGGUGGCUCUUGGCUAUAACCUGUUUGAGGGACGGCCUCAAUUGACAGCAUGGCGAGAGAGGGUGGAGGCGUUCCUGGGCGCUGAGCUGUGUCAGGAGGCUCAUACCCCCAUCCUGAGCAUCCUGGGACAGGCGGCCAAGAAAACGUUGCCAGUCCCCCCUCCGGAGGCCCAUGCCGGCAUGCAGCUUCGAAUUGCUAGGAUCCCCUGAGUGGUCUGACCAGCAAUAAAGAUGCGUUUUGUAUU